AUGAAUUGCUUCGCAGCCCUGAAACUUGCGUGUGCUGCUGCAGCGGGCAAGCGCAGCCGCAACAGCAAAUGGGACGACAAGUCGGCGGCCUCCUGCGCGACUGAGUGGGGAAAGAAGUGGCGGACCAUCCUUCAGGAUGUGCUGCCUGGUGCUGAGGCCGCUACUCGUGCUGACAGCGACCCGGAGGUGCAGAAGCUCUGCAUGGUGCUUUGGAAGGACAUCGUGUCUUGGGUUGGUGAGGACUUUCUGCGGCACCUGCGUCUUUUCCAGGCCAGUGACGCAGGUGGUGGAAUUGAUGACAGCACGAAGUGGGCAUUUGUGCCUGCUGUGGACCUGCUGCUCUUGGUCGGUGAGGGCCUGGUUGGCUGCGCUGCGGAAGGCUGCUUUGUUCAAUCCGACUCUACAACCACCAGGAAGCCUUUUCUGGAUGCCCUCAAGAACUGGCGCUCGAGUCUGCGCAAGAGUCGCGAGCAGGGCCAAACCAGCACAGCGGACUCCGCUGUGAAACUUUGGAAGUCAAAGAGGGCCAGUGAAAAGGAGUCGGAAGGAGCCUCCAAGAAGUUGAAAACAGCUCAGGAAAAGGAUAAGGAAGGCCCUGAGGAAGGCCAGGCGAAGCUGAACCGCUCACCUACAAAGGUCUUGCUCUUGACAAAUGUGGCGCCCUCCAGUGAGUCAGAGGAGGCCAUAAAGGCCAGAGUGGAGGAGUGGGUGAAGAAGUUUGGCCGCAUCAAGGAGUGCCUGGUCGUCAGGGUACCCGGCGUUCCAGAGGAGGAUGCGAUCCGAGCCUUCGUGGUCUUCGAUACCAUUAAGACCUCAUCAAAGGCUUAUGCAUCUCUGAGGGGGCAGGUGAUGGAUGGGCGGCCUCUGCGAGCCCGCUUCUACGACGAGAAACGCUUCCAGGACGGUGAGCUCUACAAGGCCAUCCCGUCGCCCACGCUGGUGCUCACGAGCAUGGUUCGCCCUGAAGAGGUGGAUGGCGGCCUCCAGGACGAAGUGGAAUACCUGGCUAAGCAACACGGCAAGCUAUGUCGGUGCGUCAUCAAAACUUUAUCUGACCUUCCGGCAGAGGAGUCUGUGCGAAUCUUUCUGGAGUUCAGCACUGUGGACGAGGCCGUGAAAGCGCAAGCUGCGCUUCAUGGCCAGGACUUUGGUGCGCGUCGCAUCAAGGCGAGAUACUUCAACGAGCCCCGGCUGCCUGGCGAGUAG
Symbiodinium pilosum is the source of this 1206-nucleotide messenger RNA. The record is from the annotation of a GenBank genome assembly. NCBI's taxonomy places the organism in Eukaryota, Dinophyceae, Suessiales, Symbiodiniaceae.